Molecule: messenger RNA, 1437 nt
Organism: Histoplasma mississippiense
Lineage: Eukaryota; Fungi; Ascomycota; Eurotiomycetes; Onygenales; Ajellomycetaceae
Exons: 2
Coding region: 1-1437 (478 amino acids)
Biological process (GO): carbohydrate metabolic process; N-glycan processing
Cellular component (GO): endoplasmic reticulum; Golgi membrane
Molecular function (GO): mannosyl-oligosaccharide 1,2-alpha-mannosidase activity; calcium ion binding
Source: RefSeq, a predicted model, not a curated record
AUGCAUUUGAAGUGCACUCGGAGGGACUGGGACUCCUACAAAAAGAUGGCAUGGCUCAAUGAUGAACUCUCCCCCAAAUCUGGAAAACCUAAAAACACUUUCGGCGGCUGGGGGGCGACCCUCGUUGACAGUCUGGAUACGCUCUGGAUCAUGGGCUUGAAAGAUGAGUUCGAGGAGGCCGUUGCUGCGGCGGCUUCCAUCGAUUUUAGUCCAGAUAGUACGAGUGACGGGAUCAUCAAUAUGUUUGAAACAACUAUACGAUAUCUCGGCGGACUUCUCUCUGCCUAUGAUUUGACCGAAUGCAAAGAUAGACGAUUGCUCGAUAAAGCUGUCGAGAUCGGGGAUAUGAUAUAUGCUUCUUUUGACACGAAAAAUAGAAUGCCCGUAACGCGCUGGAGCCCAUAUAAAGCGAUGAAGGGGAUUAACCAAUACCCUGCCGAGAGAGGCAUCAUCGCUGAAGUCGCAUCGUCGAGCAUGGAGCUCACUCGACUCUCCCAGUUAACUGGAGACAUGCGUUGGUUCGACGCGAUCCAGCGUAUCACCAAUGUCCUGGAUCAGCAGCAAAACAAAACAUAUCUUCCAGGCCUCUGGCCUGUGGGCUGCAGCCCUCUUUCUGGCGAGUUCGCAGGCGACUCAACUUUCACUCUUGGAUCCAUGGCCGACUCAGCGUAUGAAUAUCUGCCAAAGAUGUAUGCCUUGCUUGGUGGAACGGAUGCCGCAUCUCAGUAUGCAAGGCUGUACAGUCACGCCAUGAACACCGCGAUGGAGUACCUUUUUUUCCGGCCGUUGGUUCCGGAUAAUGCCGACAUUCUUGUCUCUGGCCAGACGCGUGCUCAAAGACCUUCGUCCGCCUCUCUCGAGACAGAAGGCCAGCACCUCACGUGCUACCUCGGAGGCACACUUGCACUCGGGGGCCGUCUGCUGUCCAACAAAACUCACGUCGAAGUAGGCCGCAAACUUACCGACGGCUGUAUCUGGACUUACCGCAACACCCCAACAGGUCUAAUGCCUGAGCUGUUCAGAAUGCAGGCGUGCAGCUCACCCUCAAGCUGCGAGCUUGACAAUCAGCAGUGGGAAUCUGACCAUGGCCAAAGACACCCUGGUUUCACACACAUCACAGAUGGCAAUUACAGACUCCGCCCCGAAGCAAUUGAGAGCAUCUUCUACCUCUAUCGCAUCACGGGUGACCCGAAACUUCAGGACGUGGCCUGGGAGAUGUUUCAGGCCGUUGAGAAGCACACGCGUACAGAUCUGGCGCACGCUGUAUUGAAGAACGUCAUGGAUCCAGAGCUGGGAACAGAGGAUAGCAUGGAGAGCUUCUGGUUUGGGGAAACGCUGAAAUAUUUCUAUUUGAUCUUCAGCGAUCCGAGCUUGAUCAGUCUGGACGAGUUUGUUUUUAACACAGAGGCGCAUCCUUUUAGGAUUCCCAGGCCAUGA